Molecule: messenger RNA, 1116 nt
Organism: Triticum turgidum subsp. durum (durum wheat)
Lineage: Eukaryota; Viridiplantae; Streptophyta; Magnoliopsida; Poales; Poaceae
Source: the annotation of a GenBank genome assembly
AUGGCUUCUGCGGCCGUCUGCUCCCCUAAGCAGCAGCAGCGGCGGCAGGAGGAGGAGAAGGAUGGUGGGGUUGUUAAGAUCGGCCGGGUUGACGACGUGCAGGAGCUGCAGAGGGCGUGCGUGGACGACGUGCCGGAGCGGUACGUCCGGGACGGCGACGACCGGCCGGGGGGCGCCAACGUGUGCGCGCAUGCGGAGAUCCCCGUGAUCGACGCCGGCGAGCUCCGGCGCGGCGGCGGCGAUGGGGACGAGCUGAAGAAGCUCAGGAGAGCCUGCCAGGAGUGGGGCUUCUUCCAGGUGGUGAACCAUGGCAUCGACGGCGAGCUGCUGGACGAGAUGGAGAGGUUGUCGAGGGAGUUCUUCAUGCUGCCGCUGGAGGAGAAGGAGCGGUACCCUAUGGCGCCGGGCGGCAUCCAGGGCUACGGUCACGCCUUCGUCUUCUCCGAGGACCAGAAGCUCGACUGGUGCAACAUGCUGGCGCUCGGCGUGUCCCCGGCGUUCAUCCGGCAACCCAAGCUCUGGCCGGCCACGCCGGCCGCCUUCACCGACACCCUCGAGAGGUACUCUGCCGAGGUCAGGGCGCUCUGCCAUCGUCUCCUCGAUCACAUCGCCGAGACGCUGGGCCUCGCGCCCAGCACGUUCGCGGGCAUGUUCGGCGACGCGGUGCAGGCGGUGCGGAUGAAUUUCUACCCGCCGUGCCCUCGGCCGGACCUGGUGCUGGGGCUGAGCGCUCACUCCGACGGGAGCGCGGUCACCGUGCUCCAGCAGGACGCCGGCCGCGCGGGGCUGCAGGUGCUCCGGGACGGCGCCUGGGUGCCCGUCCACCCCGUCCCGCACGCCCUCGUCGUCAACCUCGGCGACUCGCUCGAGGUGCUCACCAACGGCAGGUACAAGAGCGUGGAGCACCGGGCGGUGACCAACGGCGAGCAGGACCGGCUGUCCAUCGUCACGUUCUACGCGCCGGCCUACGACGUCGAGCUCGGCCCGCUGCCGGAGCUCGUCGCCGACGGGGAGGCCUGCCGGUACCGGAGGUUCAAGCACGGCGAGUACAGCCGGCACUACGUCACCAGCAAGCUCGAGGGCAAGAAGACGCUGGACUUCGCCAAGAUCAACUAG